AUGUAUUCAGCGCCCUCCGCCUGCACUUGCCUGUGUUUACACUUCCUGCUGCUGUGCUUCCAGGUACAGGUGCUGGUGGCCGAGGAGAACGUGGACUUCCGCAUCCACGUGGAGAACCAGACACGGGCUCGGGACGAUGUGAGCCGUAAGCAGCUGCGUCUGUACCAGCUCUACAGCCGGACCAGCGGGAAACACAUCCAGGUCCUGGGCCGCAGGAUCAGUGCCCGCGGCGAGGACGGGGACAAGUAUGCCCAGCUCCUAGUGGAGACAGACACCUUCGGUAGUCAAGUCCGGAUCAAGGGCAAGGAGACGGAAUUCUACCUGUGUAUGAACCGGAAAGGCAAGCUCGUGGGGAAGCCGGAUGGCUCCAGCAAGGAGUGUGUGUUCAUCGAGAAGGUCCUGGAGAACAACUACACAGCCCUGAUGUCAGCCAAGUACUCCGGCUGGUACGUGGGAUUCACCAAGAAGGGGAGGCCGCGGAAGGGCCCCAAGACCCGGGAGAACCAGCAGGACGUGCACUUCAUGAAGCGCUACCCCAAGGGGCAGGCGGAGCUGCAGAAGCCCUUCAAGUACACAACAGUGACCAAGAGGUCCCGGCGAAUCCGUCCCACGCACCCCGGCUAGGCGGGCUCUCCGCGGCCACUGCCCACACUCACACUCAACACAGAACUGUAUCAGAGGAAUAUUUUUACAUGAAAAAAUAAGGAAGAAGCUCUAUUUUUGUACAUUGUGUUUAAAAGAAGACAAAAAACUGAACCAAAACUCUUGGGGGUGGGGAUGGCAAUAAGGAUUUUAUUGUUGACUUGAAACCCCCUAUGAUGACUUGUGUAAAGGGACUGGUGUCAACCCACAGGUGCUUGUCUCUGUCUAGGAACAGACAACUCUAAACUUGUCCCCAGAGGAGGACUUGAAUGAGGAAACCAACACGACACUCUGAGAAACCAAAGUCCUUUUUCCCAAAGGUUCUGAAAGAAAGAAAGAAAGAAAGAAGCCAAAAAGGGAGAAAACAGAAAGAGAAAGUGGUACCACCCACCAACCCCCUCCCUCCCUUUUCCAAACUCCCAUCCCUGCCCCGAACUUCAACAAAAAUCGCUCUCUGGUUUGCAGUCAUUUAUUUAUUGUCCGCUGCAAGCUGUCCCAAGACACCGCGCAGGGAAGGCGUGCCCUUUGGAAUUCUCCGCGCCUCGACCUUCCGACGACGACACGACGACAGACGGCCUCGUCCAAUCAUGGUGACCCUGCAUUGCUCGCAGUUCUGGGGGAUGCUGCUAUCGACCUUCCGUGACUCACGUGACCUAAUAUGCCAAUGAUAAGGGAAUAUUUUAAAACCAGCUAUAUUAUAUAUAUUAUAUAUAUAUAAGCUAUUUAUUUCA
Messenger RNA from Choloepus didactylus (southern two-toed sloth), 1373 nucleotides. RefSeq names its product fibroblast growth factor 18 (gene FGF18). Gene Ontology annotation, cellular component: cytoplasm. NCBI's taxonomy places the organism in Eukaryota, Metazoa, Chordata, Mammalia, Pilosa, Megalonychidae. The record is from RefSeq and is a predicted model, not a curated record. Gene Ontology annotation, biological process: positive regulation of protein phosphorylation; cell differentiation; regulation of cell migration. Gene Ontology annotation, molecular function: type 2 fibroblast growth factor receptor binding; type 1 fibroblast growth factor receptor binding; growth factor activity. The transcript is spliced from 5 exons. Bases 1 to 624 code for a protein of 207 amino acids.